AUGUCGACUUCUGCAAGUACUUUUGCUGGAGAAAAAGUUUCUCUUCCCACAAUCAACGAAGUAAAAACAUGGAAUCUUCCUUUGCACAUCCCAAUUGUUGCAUCAAAUGAGGGAAUAUACGCAAGUGAUGCCUCACUCGUAACGCAAAGAGAGAAACCGUCACCGGGGCUUAUUCAAAUGAUCCAACGAAAUCACAUUGUUCCAAUUAGAAGUCCCGCCAUUUAUUUUGGUGAUGCAAAAGACGAUUAUAGCUUUGAGGUGUAUGUGAAGGAAAAGUCAGGAAAAACAUGGAAUGAGUUGUUAAACUCUAAAAGCAGUACGGUAGUAUUUUUUGAUGAAGAUGCUAGUGACCUUCCUACAUUAGCUACACCAGUAAAACUUACGCUGAAACACAUUGUUACAAUGCAUAGCAGGAAAGAAGGCAAUGAAGAAAUUAUUGGACUGCAGUUGUUUGAUGAAGAAUUUGAAGAAAUGAUGGACAAAAUUACUUCAAUCUUGGAAUUGCAGUCAAAGGUGAGCCAAAGAUUGAAGCUUUCACGGCUUCGAAAUACAAUGAAUUGUGACACUGGUGAUACACUUUUAGAACGACAAUUUCAAAUGGAGAUAUACGUUACCAUACUAUCAUUGCUACCUGCAAUCUAUUUCAUAAGCCCUAAUGGUGGAAAAAAGCUGUGUUCGGAUGGCUUUGUUGAUUUUCACAUAAACGGCAUAGAUGGAGAUUUAUCAUGGUUCAUAAAAUUACUUGUGGAAGGUCACGAUGCCAAACGCCAUUUUGAACGUUUUUAA
Messenger RNA from Ambispora leptoticha, 786 nucleotides. The record is from the annotation of a GenBank genome assembly. NCBI's taxonomy places the organism in Eukaryota, Fungi, Glomeromycota, Glomeromycetes, Archaeosporales, Ambisporaceae.